Messenger RNA from Sycon ciliatum, 408 nucleotides. RefSeq lists its product as uncharacterized. The record is from RefSeq and is a predicted model, not a curated record. Lineage: Eukaryota; Metazoa; Porifera; Calcarea; Leucosolenida; Sycettidae. Gene Ontology annotation, biological process: DNA integration. Gene Ontology annotation, molecular function: nucleic acid binding. The transcript has a single exon. Bases 1 to 408 code for a protein of 135 amino acids.
AUGGCGACAUACGUACAAGGAUGUGAGGCGUGCCAGCGUCACAUGCGCCCCAAGCAACCAGACAAGAUGCAGCUAGAGACGAUGGAUAUUCCAAAGGCGCCAUUGUCUCGGAUUCAGAUUGAUUUUGUUGGCCCCUUCCAACCAUCGGUACCAGAGAAGUGUCGGUAUAUCCUGGCAAUUCAGGACGUGCUGACCCGCUAUGCGAUGUUGAUUCCAACGGUGGGGUGCACGGCGGAGACGGCCGCCGUGGUCUUGUUGGAGCGCUGGGUAACAGUUUUCGAUAUCCCAGAAACUGUGCAGAGUGACCGUGGCUCGCAUUUCAAUGGAGCUGUCUUCCGCGAAAUGUGUACAGCAAUUGGCAUGCGGCAAGCACUCAGCAGUCCCAACCAUGCCCAGUCAAACGGUUAA